CCUCAAACGGAGCAGGUUGUCUUCGUGCGGAGUGAAAUAAAUCGCGAUCGGCCAUGCAGAACGACAAGUUUGCUCCACCGCCGUUGGGCAUGCAAAACGACAAGUACUCACCGCCAAUGGGUUUCACCUCGGCCCCACCACAGCCAGGAUACCCGCAGCCAGGAUAUCCACAGCCAGGAUACCCGGCUUACACCACACCGGCGGAGAACUACGGAGGUCCUCCGCCACCACCACCGCAACCACCGAGGGAUCCACCCACCAGAGUGGAUCCACCACGAGAUGGAUGCUUCAGGCGCAACCAAAAAAACAAACCACAAGCCAAUGCUGUAGGCGCAGCUGGCCUAAUCUUCAUCUCAGGAGGCAUGAACAUUGCGUGGUCGGUUGGCUUCCGAGGCGUGAGCUACUACCAAUUUACCAAGCACAACUUUGUAGCCUGGUUCAUUGGCGCCAUUAUUGGAGCGUUUAUUAGCACCCUGCUCACUAACAAGGUGGCCAAAAAAUAUGUCCUGCAAUUUUCCUCUGUUCUGGUUGCCAUCGGUGGACUGAUCAUCGCCUGCACCCACAAUAAUGGACCCGGAACGGUGGCCGCUUGCUAUUUGGAUGGCAUAGCCAACGGUUUGAUAUUCGCCCCUUUUAUGGCCCUGGCAGGAGAGGUUUCAGUGCCUUACAUGAGAGGCCUGGUCACGUCCAAUUUGGAGCAACUUUUGUUUGGCGUCGGUUUCCUGCUACAGAUCGUCUAUGUCACCUCGUGGACGUAUUCCAGCUACCCAUCCUACAACGAUUUCACGGCCGAAAACAUGAAGGGUGUGCUGAGCACCAUCUAUGGCUUUUUGGCCCUCAUUUUCGGCUCCCUUAUGACCAUCGAAUCGCCAGUUCUGAUGCUGGCCAAUAACGAUGAGCAGGGAGCCAUUGACGCACUGCGUCGCCUGCAGAAGCCCGCCGUUCUGACCGAGGAAACCUACGAUCUGCUGGCGGAGCACAAGCGCUACUUAGCCGUCAACAAGGACAUGUCGAGGGGUCAGGCCCUUGGCCAGGGCUUCUCCACCUUCGUCCGAAUCGCCUUCCUGCGAGUCCUGAAUGCGAUGAGCCUUUCCAGCUUUGUGGCUACCACUAUGGCCAUUUCCAUCUACGCCUCGCACGGAUUGAGUAGCGCCAAUGCCUGGUACAUAGGAUUCGCCCUGUGCCGUUGGUUGGGAACCCUCAUCCCGUCCUUCUGCAUGGAGUCCCUGGGCCGAAAGAAGCCCACUGUUUUCGGGCUCAUCGUGAGCUGCAUUUUGUCCUUCGUCGUGGGCUCCCAGUACAGUUGGUACACCUACAUGAACGGAGUGAGCGUCUUGCUGAUGGCCUUCGAGUUCUUUGCGGGAAUGGCCUUCUCGGCCACCUCGUCGUACCUCUCGGAGGCAUAUCCCAUGGGAGUUAAGCAGUUCUUCAUUGCCCUCACCUUCGGCACCGAAAUGUUUGUCUUCCUUAUCAUCAAUGUGUGCGACUACAAUUUGAUGCAGGGAUACAACUACUUCUACAUCAUGGGCGGCAUGUAUCUGGCGGGCUUUAUUCUGGCACUCAUUUCCCUGCCGGAAACGAAGAUGAUGACCCUGCGAGGUGCCCAGGAACUGUUCAGCCGAUUCCUCAACGUUCGGUUCUAG
Molecule: messenger RNA, 1643 nt
Organism: Drosophila takahashii
Lineage: Eukaryota; Metazoa; Arthropoda; Insecta; Diptera; Drosophilidae
Gene: Srg2
Product: Sting-regulated gene 2
Biological process (GO): transmembrane transport
Cellular component (GO): membrane
Molecular function (GO): transmembrane transporter activity
Source: RefSeq, a predicted model, not a curated record